Molossus molossus (Pallas's mastiff bat) is the source of this 2425-nucleotide messenger RNA. RefSeq names its product C-C motif chemokine receptor 2 (gene CCR2). Bases 164 to 1291 code for a protein of 375 amino acids. Gene Ontology annotation, cellular component: cytoplasm; membrane. The transcript is spliced from 2 exons. Gene Ontology annotation, molecular function: C-C chemokine receptor activity. NCBI's taxonomy places the organism in Eukaryota, Metazoa, Chordata, Mammalia, Chiroptera, Molossidae. Gene Ontology annotation, biological process: blood vessel remodeling; chemotaxis; inflammatory response. The record is from RefSeq and is a predicted model, not a curated record.
ACCUUUACCCUUACUCUUGUAUCUCCGCCUUCUCUUUCUGCAAGAAACUUUAUUUCCUACUUCUGCACACCAAGUUCCUACCUUCAGAUCUGCUUGGCUCAGUUGCUGAGAAACCUGACACACCAGUGCCACUUGGAAGAAGACAUCUACCGGACAGAGGAAGAUGGGGGACACGGACUCGUUAACCGGGUUCAGCCACAGCAUACUGUCCACAACCCAUUCUCUGCUUGCAACCAAUAUCCGGGUGAACGAGGAUGAAGACCCCACCAGCAGCUUUGACUACGGGGACAGCAGUGCGCCCUGCAAGAAAGAGGACGUGAAACAGAUCGCAGCCCAGCUCCUGCCCCCGCUCUACUCGCUGGUGUUCAUCUUCGGCUUCGUGGGCAACCUUCUGGUCGUCCUCAUCCUGAUAAACUGCAAGAAGCUGAAGAGCAUGACGGACAUCUACCUGCUCAACCUGGCCGUCUCUGACCUGCUCUUCCUCCUCACCUUCCCGGUGUGGAUUCAUUCUGCGGCAGAUUCGUGGGUCUUCGGGAAUGCGAUGUGCAAAGCGUUCACAGGGAUAUAUCACGUCGGCUAUUUUGGAGGAAUCUUCUUCAUCAUCCUCUUGACAAUCGACAGGUACCUAGCGAUCGUCCACGCCGUGUUUGCUUUAAAAGCCAGGACGGUCACCUUCGGUGUGGUGACAAGUGGGGUCACCUGGGUGGUGGCCGUGUUCGCCUCUCUCCCAGGGAUCAUCUUCACCAAAUCUGAAGCUGAUGAGUACGAGGACUCCUGCGCCCCCUAUUUUCCGGAAGAAUGGAAGAACUUCCAUGCCAUAAUGACGACCACCUUGGGCCUGGUCCUGCCGCUGCUCGUCAUGGUGGUCUGCUACUCGGGAAUCCUGAAGACCCUGCUCCGGGUCCGCAACGAGAAGAAGAGGCACAAGGCCGUGAGGCUCAUCUUCGUGAUCAUGAUCGUGUACUUUCUCUUCUGGACUCCCUACAACAUCGUCCUUCUCCUGGACACCUUCCAGGAGUUCUUCGGCCUGAGUACCUGUGAGAGUACCAGCCGGCUGGACCAAGCCAUGCAGGUGACGGAGACCCUGGGGAUGACGCACUGCUGUAUCAACCCCAUCAUCUACGCCUUCGUCGGGGAGAAGUUCAGACGGUACCUCUCUGUGUUUUUCCGAAAGCACGUGGCCAAACACCUGUGCAAACAAUGCCCGGUUUUCUACCGGGAGACAGCGGACCGCGUGAGUUCGACGUACACCCCUUCCACUGGGGAGCAGGAAGUCUCGGUCGGUUUGUAAAGGGACACAGCCGCCUAGACAUGAUCAUAAGCCUCGAGGGUUUGCUGAAGUACACAGGCCUGCGAGUCUCUCAGGCGAGUGCCCAGGAGCCUCAGGGUUGCGUGUACCGAGACAGACUUGUGUCACUCCUGGUACAGUCCAUGUGUACUCGAGAAAUAUGCCAGAACGGCUGUGGGAGAGACUUUGACUCUGUCACCAGCUCGUCUCAGUUCCCGGAAAAUGCCACAUCAUCUAUGCUUCUGCCCUCUCUCCCGUCUUCACCAUUUCUCCGCUUGCUCUCGGAUUCUAUCAGUCUCUUUAAUCAAGCGCCCAGGGAGACAGCUGUGGGGGAAGGAGAGGAGGGGGAGGGGGUCAGCCACAUGUGGCGAGGACAGAGCGGGAGCACAGCGAAGCCGGGACUGGAUGAAGGUAAAGGGUUUGCUCGUUCAGCUGUGCGAGUACUGGCCCUGAGCCCCCUCCCCCCCCCCCCGUUUGACUUCGAAGGCACCCCCAGGUCCUGGAGAACGUGGGGACUGGAAUCAUGUUCUGACAGCUUUGCUUGAGCGCGGUGACCCUCAUCUGCGUGAGUGCAGGACCCAUUUUUAUUCAUUCUGGUUUAUCCAGCCACACACCUGACCUGUGAAAUCUGUUAAAUACCCACGUUUCUUAGGCCACAGUCCCCUAUAGAACCAAAAUGUAUACAGAUGUUUGUUUAUAAAAUAUGCAUGAGAUGAAAUGAGAUGAAAAAGAAAGCGCUUUGUUUGGUCUUUCGAGGGAAAGGGCAGUGAUUAGGAGAAAGGGUGGGGAUAAAUGAAUUCCCCAUCAGGGGCGCAGGGCUAUAGCCAGAGUGAGACCACCCCAGGAAUGGUUCCAGAAUCAGCUGAGAGAGAGGCCGGGAAGCACACCCCAGAACCUCCGAAGGCUUGUGUCUCGGAUCUGACGGCCCGGCCUGCUGUCCUUCCAGGCCUCCCGCUGCCCCUGCCCUGUCCGUCUCCCCAGAGCCGUUACACUAACUCCUGCCUGUGGGUGAACAGCUUCAAAGUCCAGUUUGCGGAGGCCCCAGAGAUUGAACUUGGGGAGAACAAUGAAGACGGGUUUGGAAGGGUGGGAUAAACAUGUCCUCCAAACGACCUUCCAAGGGCUUCAUUUUUGGAC